GUUGUUGUUGUUAACUAAAACAAAAUCAUUAUACUUCUUUAUAAGAUUAAUCAUAAUCUUAUUAAGAAGUAACAAACAACUGAGGCCAAGCAGUAUAAUUAUUUGGGUUUAAAUGCCGCCAGUUUCUUUUAUUUUGAAGAAUAACGGUUAUAGUGCUUCUUUAUUUUGGUGCGUUAUUGCGUAACUUCACAUAGCGAGUGCUGUUCACUGUCCCAUGGUUCAGGCUCGCUGGCUGGCGGAGAAGUAAAGUGGAGCAGUGAUGUUGGUCAGUAUACAGCAGCUUGGGCCGGCGGUUUCAGUGCUGCUGCUCUGUGAGGCGAUGUGUUUUGCACACGCAGAUAAGAGUAUUGAAGAUGUGUGUUGCAAAUGCAUUUGUCCUCCAUAUCGAAACAUCAGUGGCCAUAUCUACAGCAACAGGAACGUCACCCAAAAGGACUGUAACUGUCUGCAUAUAGUGGUGCCCAUGCCAGUGCCUGGUCAUGAUGUGGAGGCUUAUUGUUUGCUUUGUGAGUGCAAGUAUGAGGAGCGAAGCAGCAAUACCAUCAAGGUAACCAUAAUCAUCUACCUGUCUGUGGUCGGUGCUCUUCUACUGUACAUGCUGUUCUUGCUUUUGGUGGACCCUCUGAUCCGCAAACGUGAUCCCUACAGACAACCACUGCAGAAUGAGGAUGAUGCUGAGAAUGUGAGGGCUCCAGGCCGAGGGAACACUGUGCUGGAGCGAGUGGAAGGGGCUCAGCAGCGCUGGAAGAAACAGGUUCAAGAGCAGCGCAAGACUGUGUUCGAUCGCCACAAAUUGCUUAGCUAAUCUCUCAGUUACAGUGACGCUCAAAGCAAAGGCAAGCUCUCCCUCCUGUGUUUCAUGAUUGAUUGAUUGAUUGAUUUGAUAAAUUUUUUUUAACAAUGGGACCAUAUAUGGCUUUUGUUCUCAGUUAGAUUUUUUGCAUAGCAUUCUGUUUGCUAUUUGAAGCUCAAUUUAAAUUCAUGUGCAUAAAAUUAUAUUAAACUGAAAUUAUUAGCCUUGUUGUAUAACAUGGAGAAUUACUUAAUGGCUGUUUAGCUUAGACUUGUAUUUUAUAUUGUGAAAAAUUGACCAACUUGCAAAGUAAUGUGAAUUUGGGGAACACUGACAUUCUCAGCUUUUCUUCUAAACAAAAUCCAUUGAGCAAGCACAUGUAGUAAUUAAGCAACAUAGGAUUCAUGUGAAUGUUACAAGCGUAUGUCUUUUGCGCAGUUAUAUCUCCAAGUAGAAACUGCUUUUCUUCAUUUAGGACCUUUUGUAGAUAUCAGUGACUGGGUUUUAGGAUAUGCAAAGAUUUGCCAUUCCUAAUGUCAUGUAAGUGGUGACUGAUUUCACACCAAAUAUAAUCUGAUUGCACUGAAUAUUGCCAAUAUUCAAGAUUGUUUUGCACUUCUGUACUUUGUGAUGUGUUAGAGUUCUUAGGGUGGUUUUGCAUUUCAGAUAAAACCUAUGGAUUUUUGUUUGCAUAAUUUAUCUAAUAUAUUUUGAUACCUUAUUUUAACAGGUAUUAUUCUGCUAAGACAUUCUGCUUAGCUCUGUUGGCAAGACUGCCUAUAUUUAUUUUUUACAUGUAAGCUUUAUAUUAAGUUACAAGUUUAUUUGUUAUGCCUAGCUUAUAGUUAAUUAUUGGCAACUUUACUUGGGUACAUCUAACAUAUCUGAGGAAUUUUGCACAUGCUGUUUAUGGGUAUACUGUUUAAUUGCUGUUGUUAUGUAUAAUUUCUGAGCCUCCUCUACCCUGUUCUUCAGUUGAAAAGGUCCACCAUACACUUUGCCCCUUGAGGGAGUUCAUAUUUUAUUUGUAGAACUCUACAACAUUAUUUUCCUUUUAGAACAGGUUCCAAAUCAAACCUGUUUUUGAUAGAAUCCUUAAAUAUCUAAUGAAUCUGUGAAGAUCCCAUUUGUUUUCUAAGAGUGUAGGACCCCCAGUCAUAAUGGUAUGAUGAUGUGUAGUUCUGCCGUCCUUGAUAUACUUGUACCAAUGCCUUGUUUCUGUGACGGUGGAAUGAAUUGUGCAUGAUGACAGUAAUUAUGUUCUCUUCAGUAUGUACCCAUUAAAAAUGGUUGCUGAGUGUAGGUGCAAGGGAGAUGUACCCGAUAAACAUGAGUUUAAUAAACUUGAGUGUAUGUCACUGUUCUAUUUCAGGAAAUAUAUUUCCAUAUGUUGUAUUCUACUUGCAUUGAGAAAUUAAAUAAACACAAUCUUUGAAAGUUG
Molecule: messenger RNA, 2234 nt
Organism: Ictalurus furcatus (blue catfish)
Lineage: Eukaryota; Metazoa; Chordata; Actinopteri; Siluriformes; Ictaluridae
Gene: tmem9
Product: transmembrane protein 9
Exons: 6
Coding region: 260-805 (181 amino acids)
Cellular component (GO): lysosomal membrane
Source: RefSeq, a predicted model, not a curated record